This is a messenger RNA of Daucus carota subsp. sativus, 1138 nucleotides long. RefSeq names its product zinc finger protein 5. Gene Ontology annotation, biological process: cytokinin-activated signaling pathway; trichome morphogenesis; trichome differentiation. The record is from RefSeq and is a predicted model, not a curated record. Gene Ontology annotation, cellular component: nucleus. Gene Ontology annotation, molecular function: DNA-binding transcription factor activity; transcription cis-regulatory region binding. The transcript has a single exon. The coding region runs from base 178 to 885 and encodes 235 amino acids. Lineage: Eukaryota; Viridiplantae; Streptophyta; Magnoliopsida; Apiales; Apiaceae.
AAUCUGACUUAUCUCUCUUAAUCCAUAUUUUAAUCAGGUUUUUCUGUUCAUAAUCAUGAUACUAUUCCUGUUUUUAGAUGCAAUGUAUUGUCAAAACUAGUACUAUAUAUAAAAGGUUAUGGUAUCACUAACUACAUCACAAACAACUUAAAAAUUGCUCUGUCAUAUUCUUCAGACAUGAAGCAAGACCUCUCUACUAUGUCAACAACCUGGGAUGGACCAAACCUUGAUGAUCUGUCUGGCAAAUCCUGCAUGAAAAAAAAGCUGAGAUUAUUCGGAAUCGAGGUAGAUCCUUGCAGGAAUGUCCAGAUUACAGGGGAUGAUCGCGACGAAAGUGUCAAUUCCUCCUCCACAACAAUUUCAUCAGACAGGGAGAAACUCUGCAUGGAAAGAUCAGGAGCCAAGAGUACUCAUGAGCCUGAGAGCAAGAAAUUUGAGUGCCAAUUUUGUUUCAAGGAAUUCGCAAACUCGCAGGCCUUAGGGGGGCACCAGAAUGCUCAUAAGAAGGAAAGAAUGAAGAAAAAAAGGCUGCAGCUACAAGCAAGGAAGGCUAGCAUGAGCUAUUAUCUUCAGCCUUACCAGAAUCAUCCUUUUGGCUACCAGGCCUCUGUGCCAUUGUUCUACGAUCCGUCGUAUAAUGCUCCUGAUUUUACGAUUUGUGAUCAGGAGCCACAGAUUAGCUUUAGUCCUUAUGAUCAGGAUUCAGGUUCACAAUGGUAUUCUUUGCCUGCUCAUUUGCCUUAUCAGAAUGAUUCGCGUAAAUUUACUCUGACUCAUGCUGAUCAAUCUGGAGGAAACCGAGCUGUUGCUGUCAAACCAGCUUCUCGCUUCUCUGGCUCGCAGCAAAAUUAUCAAUCCCUGGAUCUUCACCUAGGAUUAAGCUGAUCAAAUAUUUGAUUUUCAUUGCUUUGAUCUCCAAUUUGGAGCUCAGAACAGUCUUGCAGAAGACUCGAGAUGAUUGCAUCAAUCUGUUGUCAGUUUAAUUACGAAAAAUGUAUUUGGGGUACAACUUACAAGCACACGAUUUCUUCAUGCAUGAUGCAUCGGAUAAAGAACAGUGUAAUUUUAUUCAGUCGGAUCGAAUGAUGUAUCAGAUUUUAGUUACCUUGAACAAUGAUAUGAGUUUAGUAUGAUUCAA